Messenger RNA from Gorilla gorilla gorilla (western lowland gorilla), 1514 nucleotides. It is a transcript of the gene RCE1, whose product is annotated as Ras converting CAAX endopeptidase 1. Gene Ontology annotation, biological process: CAAX-box protein processing. The record is from RefSeq and is a predicted model, not a curated record. The transcript has 8 exons. Gene Ontology annotation, molecular function: metalloendopeptidase activity. The coding region runs from base 100 to 1089 and encodes 329 amino acids. Gene Ontology annotation, cellular component: endoplasmic reticulum membrane. NCBI's taxonomy places the organism in Eukaryota, Metazoa, Chordata, Mammalia, Primates, Hominidae.
GGGCCCGGGCGGGGCGGGGCGUGGAGCCGCGACGCGGCCUGACGUCACCCACACCUCCCUGGGACUGCGUCACUGGUGCGCGCCGCGGGUCAGGGCGCAAUGGCGGCGCUGGGCGGGGAUGGGCUGCGACUGCUGUCGGUGUCGCGGCCGGAGCGGCCGCCCGAGUCGGCGGCGCUGGGCGGCCCGGGCCCCGGGCUGUGCUGCUGGGUGUCAGUGUUCUCCUGCCUCAGCCUCGCCUGCUCCUACGUGGGCAGCCUCUACGUCUGGAAGAGCGAACUGCCCAGGGACCAUCCCGCCGUCAUCAAGCGGCGCUUCACCAGCGUCCUGGUGGUGUCCAGUCUCUCACCCCUGUGCGUGCUGCUCUGGAGGGAACUCACAGGCAUCCAGCCAGGCACAUCCCUGCUCACCCUGAUGGGCUUCAGGCUGGAGGGCAUUUUCCCAGCGGCGCUGCUGCCCCUGUUGCUGACCAUGAUUCUUUUCCUGGGUCCACUGAUGCAGCUGUCUAUGGAUUGCCCUUGUGACCUGGCAGAUGGGCUGAAGGUUGUCCUGGCCCCCCGCUCCUGGGCCCGCUGCCUCACAGACAUGCGUUGGCUGCGGAACCAAGUGAUCGCCCCGCUGACAGAGGAGCUGGUGUUCCGGGCCUGUAUGCUGCCCAUGUUAGCACCGUGCAUGGGCCUGGGCCCUGCUGUGUUCACCUGCCCGCUCUUUUUUGGAGUUGCCCAUUUUCACCAUAUUAUUGAGCAGCUGCGUUUCCGCCAGAGCAGCGUGGGGAACAUCUUCUUGUCUGCUGCGUUCCAGUUCUCCUACACAGCUGUCUUCGGUGCCUACACUGCUUUCCUCUUCAUCCGCACAGGACACCUGAUUGGGCCGGUUCUCUGCCAUUCCUUCUGUAAUUACAUGGGUUUCCCAGCUGUUUGCGCGGCCUUGGAGCACCCGCAGAGGCGCCCCCUGCUGGCAGGCUAUGCCCUGGGUGUGGGACUCUUCCUGAUUCUGCUCCAGCCCCUCACAGACCCCAAGCUCUACGGCAGCCUUCCCCUUUGUGUGCUUUUGGAGCGGGCAGGGGACUCAGAGGCUCCCCUGUGCUCCUGACCUAUGCUCCUGGAUACACUAUGAACUCUCACCGGCUCCCCAGCCCUCCCUACCAAGGGGUACUGCAGGGGAAGGGCUGGCUGGGGUCCCCGAGAUCUCAGGAAUUUUUGUAGGGGAUUGAAGCCAGAGCUAGUUGCAUCCCAGGGACCAAGAGAAAGAAGCAGAUAUCCAAAGGGUGCAGCCCCUUUCGAAAGGGGUGUUUACGAGCAGCUGUGAGUGAGGGGACAAGGGGCAGGUCCCAGGAGCCACACACUCCCUUCCUCACUUUGGACUGCUGCUUCUCUUAGCUCCUCUGCCUCUGAAAAGCUGCUCGGGGUUUUUUAUUUAUAAAACCUCUCCCCACCCCCCCACUUCCCUGGGUUUUCUCAUUGUCUUUUUGCAUCAGUACUUUGUAUUGGGAUAUUAAAGAGAUUUAACUUGGGUAA